Pleuronectes platessa (European plaice) is the source of this 1532-nucleotide messenger RNA. RefSeq names its product fructose-1,6-bisphosphatase 1a (gene fbp1a). Gene Ontology annotation, molecular function: fructose 1,6-bisphosphate 1-phosphatase activity. The record is from RefSeq and is a predicted model, not a curated record. Gene Ontology annotation, biological process: gluconeogenesis; fructose metabolic process; fructose 6-phosphate metabolic process. Gene Ontology annotation, cellular component: cytosol; cytoplasm. The transcript has 7 exons. The coding region runs from base 39 to 1055 and encodes 338 amino acids. NCBI's taxonomy places the organism in Eukaryota, Metazoa, Chordata, Actinopteri, Pleuronectiformes, Pleuronectidae.
UCCCACCAGGCUGCAGGAGGAGACCAGCCGCUGCCGCCAUGUCCGACCGAGGAACCUUCGACACCAACGUGGUCACCAUGACCCGGUUCGUCAUGGAGGAGGGCCGGAGGGCGAAGGGCACCGGGGAGCUGACCACGCUGCUCAACGCUGUGGGCACGGCGGUGAAGGCCAUCUCCAGCGCCGUGCGUAAAGCUGGGAUCGCUCACCUUUACGGUAUCGCUGGCAGCACGAAUGUGACGGGAGACCAGGUGAAGAAGCUGGACAUCAUGUCCAAUGAUCUGAUCAUCAACAUGAUCAAGUCGUCCUUCACCUCCUGCGUUCUGGUGUCUGAAGAGAACGACAAAGCCAUCAUCGUAGAGCCGGACACGAGGGGAAAGUACGUUGUGUGCUUCGAUCCUUUGGACGGCUCGUCCAACAUCGACUGUCUCGUCUCCAUCGGCACCAUCUUUGCCAUCUACAGAAAGAUCACAGAUGACGAGCCCGGUGAGAAGGACGCGCUGCAUCCCGGCAGAAGCCUCGUGGCAGCCGGCUACGCCCUCUACGGCAGCGCCACCAUGGUCGUGCUCUCCACCGGCCAAGGAGUCAACUGCUUCAUGCUCGACCCAGCAAUCGGAGAAUUUAUCCUGGUGGAUCGGGACGUGAAGAUCAAGAAGCGAGGGAAGAUCUACAGCUUGAACGAAGGCUACGCAAAGUACUUCGACCCCGCCGUCACGGAGUACCUGCAGAAGAAGAAGUUCCCCGAGGACGGCACUGAGCCCUAUGGUGCCCGCUACAUUGGUUCCAUGGUGGCAGACGUUCACCGAACACUGAUGUAUGGAGGCAUCUUUUUAUACCCGGGCAAUGUGAAGAGCCCCAAGGGAAAGCUGCGGCUGCUGUACGAAUGCAACCCCAUGGCCUUCAUCAUCGAGCAGGCGGGGGGCAUGGCCUCCACCGGAUUAGAGAACAUCCUGGACAUCCAGCCGGAGAGCAUCCACCAGCGGGCUCCCGUGGCCAUGGGCUCCCCGGAGGACGUGCUGGAGUACAUCGCCAUCUGCCAGAAGCACGCCAAGAAGUGAGACCACACCGACUCUUCACUGUCCGGCCUUAAGAAGAAACCUUGUAUCUCCCGUCGGUCUGAGAAAGUUGUGCUUUUAAAAAAAUCUUAAUGUAAAUGUAUUUUGAAUCGUGUGUUAUGGCGUUUGAGAAAGUUUCUCCAGGCCUGAAGUUUACAGUUACAAGGUUUUCAUGCCUCAGCCGCCAUGUUGCUGUUCUGCUUAUAGAAAACUGCUGGAAGAAGAUGGUUCUGGGAAAAACAUGAAAACUGUGUAAUACAACACAAACCAGCAAAGACCAAAAAUGUGAAGAAAAAAACAAACAAAGAAUUCCUCCUGUUUACCUCCAGCUGUGCCUUUUAAUAAAAUAAACAUUCUAGACGUGUGAAGGACCAAAAAACAACAACUUAUAUGCAAAACAAAAACCCUGAUGCCUUUCCAGUGUGUAAACAAAUGCUGUUUGAAAUGAUCAAUAAAUUCAAACGGGUCUAUGAAGGAAAA